Molecule: messenger RNA, 2656 nt
Organism: Lytechinus variegatus (green sea urchin)
Lineage: Eukaryota; Metazoa; Echinodermata; Echinoidea; Temnopleuroida; Toxopneustidae
Product: tyramine receptor Ser-2-like
Exons: 2
Coding region: 396-1766 (456 amino acids)
Biological process (GO): G protein-coupled receptor signaling pathway
Cellular component (GO): membrane
Molecular function (GO): trace-amine receptor activity
Source: RefSeq, a predicted model, not a curated record
GAUUGCUCCAUAGUGGCUAGUGAAAGUGACUUGCAUUAGAUACUCAGAUGCUGACUUCUAGGUAUUGGAUAGUGUUAUCUAGCUUGGUGAUUUUCAAACCAAAAGACAUUAUUUAUGUAGUUCCCUGGAUCAUAUUUUAUCACUUGCCAACUAUCAAGGAGUAAUCUAGUAUGAUAUUUCCUGCUGAAGAAAACGGUUCUUUGGGAUUUUUCUAUUAAGGUGUUUUUUAUAAUCUAAAUGAUUAUAUAGAAUAUACCGAGUGGAAUAUUUUCUUGAGUUGAGGUUUUUAACACCUUUUUUGUGAUCCCUGUCUUACUGCCUUUUGAGCAACUGGACUCUUGUUGACCAUCUACUUCUUUGAAGAGUGCAAUGAGAGAAAUAAGGAAUGACUCGAAAUGAAGCAGUUACAUCUAUCUUCAUCACACACUAACCUCAGUGAGGAUCGGGCCAUUGUUAUCAUCAUGCAAGAAUCAACAGUCACACCAACGUCUCAUCUCCUUCCUAGCAAUAGCACCAGUCAGGAUAUUCCAACUACACUUUUCACAGAGAGUGAAGAUUCUGAGUGGAGCUUCCAGUCUUACAUCGCCCUGGGCAUCAUCUUUGUCCUCAUGACCAUAACCUUCAUUGGAAACAUCCUCAUAAUCGUUUCAGUUGCCAAGUUCAAGAGGUUGCAGAUACCACCCAACUACAUCUUGGUGAACCUUGCAGUGGCUGAUCUAGGCGUGGCUAUCAUGACCCUUCUCCUCUUUGCAUUCAACUUCUUGAGCGAGACAGGAGGGGUACUUUGUUUGUUGCCAUACUGCUUCAUGUCACUCUUCAGUGGUGUCUCUGUGCUCAGUCUCAGCAUCAUCGCCUACGACCGCUACUCUGCUCUGGUUGAGCCUCUGAAGUACUCUGCACGCAUUACAUCGUUCCAUAUUGCAGUAAUCUGCCUUGUGGUAUGGAUCUAUGUUACUAUCAUAUCUGUUAUCCCUAUGAUUGGAUGGGUCAUUCCUUUACCAGGGACCAGUAUGGACAUGCUCUGCUCACUCAACUUCUACCACAACUACACCUCCCUUGCUCAGGUCAUAGCCAUCUUCUUACCUGCUUUGGUGUGUAUGUUUUUUUGCUACUGCCGUGUAAUGCUUGUUGCUAGACACCACACCAGGGCUAUUUCAGCCGUCCAGUUCUCUCUGUUCCCUGGUGCCAUUAAAAACUAUAACACUUUUAAAGGAAGCAAGUACUGGAAGACACUUGCUCUCAUCCUAGGUGUAUUUACUUUAACAUGGGGUACGUUCAUCACUACAGUCAUAGUUGAAGUCUUCUGCAAAGCAUGUGCUCAAUUCCUGACCAUGCACAACUACUCAGGAUUAUUGCUUUUACUGAAUAGUUGUCUCAAUCCAUGGAUCUACGCGUUCCGCAAUCAGGACUUCCGAGCAGCAUUCAGGCGAAUUUUAAGGUGCUUUUGGAGGCCAUGCAAAAAGGGAUCAAAGCGGUCCAACUCGAGUUCAGUCAAUGAGCGAAGGAACUCACGCAUGUCUGUUGCAUUGAGCAGGACAAACAGUCUCUGUGGAAAUCUUCAGACACUUCAAAUGCUCUAUGAACAAGAAAUGGCUCUCAAAAACAAUAAUCAGCCAAACUUUAAAGAUGGUGAAGUAGAAACCAGACACACCUCCAUUGGAAAUAGCAAGACCUCCGUUGAGAAAGAGGAGGUGACUGAACCACAUGUUCCUUCCAGAGAAGACCAAGUUUCGCCCAGAGAACCAAUGCAAAUUCAAGAAGCUUAAACUCUUUAUUGAGUGAUCAAUGGUCUUCAGAUCAUUAGAAAAAUGAAAUAAUGCAAACUGUCCAGAGCAAAGAAAAUUUGUCCAUUAAUUUUUUCAUGUUCAGUACUUGGUUUGUAAUGCCAUUUUUUUUCUUCAGAGAAAGGUACAUGUUACCAUAAAAAUAUUAAAUUUGUAAUUUACCCAUAGAAUAUUCAUUCACAGGUUUGCAAUUGUGGAUAUUGUAUUACUUGGAAGACAGAUUCAAUUUAGGAUCUUAUCCUAUUCUGCAAAGAAAUUUGCUGAUAUUCCUGUUAUGGAUUUAAUGAAGCAACCUGAAAGAAUUAAAAGGAACAUAUGUUUAUUUUUUGAAAGUACAGUUCCGGUCUGAGAAAGUUAAUUACUCGGGCGAAUUUACAGUGUAAAGAACAGAUUGGGUUGAAACAUUGAAAGGGGAUUUGAGAGAUGUUGCGUUCUGAAAAGUAAAUUAAUGAAAUAAAAAGAAAUUGAAUUGAAUAUUUUGCACUAUGGUUUGAAUGGCACCUUGCCUUUGUAUGAAUGCUUUAUUUAAGGUUUGACAGAAGAAAAAAAUGGUCAAAUGUAUAGCUGAUUGAGGUUAAUGGAAGACUUCUGACAUGGUGCUAAUUUGCAUGUAGGAGAUACAUGUACUGUAUUUUCUAGUAAGACUAGAUUUUAGGUGACUAGAAUGUUCUUAUCACAUGACUUCAUGGAGACUGAUUGAUUUGUAGCAAGAUAUGGAAUAUGUUUGUGCAAUCUUGUUUUUCAUAUGUGUGUACCAAAGAGAUCAUGUCUGAAUUGCUAGGGAAAAUUGAUUUACUUAACAGUUGUCUACCUUUGUUCUAUGAUGUGAUGUCAUGCAUUAUCUUCUCUAUGUGUGUACGUACCUUUACCAA